Molecule: messenger RNA, 1025 nt
Organism: Elaeis guineensis (African oil palm)
Lineage: Eukaryota; Viridiplantae; Streptophyta; Magnoliopsida; Arecales; Arecaceae
Product: protein S40-6
Source: RefSeq, a predicted model, not a curated record
GAUCGCAAGCGGGCCAAGUUCGUGGAGAUAAUUUCUGGCGACCCCGGUAUUAUGGUGUCCCGUCCGACCGCCGCCCUUUAAUGCCACGUGGGGGGAUCCAGGUCUGAAAAGGAUCGGCGGCGAGAUGGCCAGGGGGCGGAGGUACUGCGCGGACCGGCUCCUCGGGACGUACAGCUAUGGCGGCCAGGGUCACGCGACCGCCGCCGCCGAUCUCCCGGACCUCCGGGAGGAGGAUGUCUGGUCGGCGGUGGCCGACGACUACGUGGGGGACGCGGCCGGGAGGCGGCCUGGGCUGGACCGGUCGGACGAGGACCGAGCCGGCCGGCGGUGGCUCGCCCGGGAGGGCCGCCGCCACGUAGGGGGGCUAUCGCUGGCCUUCGAUGAGGGGUACGAGCCCCGGACGACGGUGGUGCACCAGUACAGGAACGUCGACGCAGCGGCGGCGCCACCGUAUGGGCGCCGCCGCCAGCACCAACACCACCACCCCCCGGUGGCGUCGGCGCCGGUGAAUGUGCCGGACUGGCCUCGGUUCCUCCGGGUGGACGGCGGCGAGUCGAUGCUCGGGGCGGGAGAAGGGGGGGCCGAUUGCGAUGACGGGGAGUGGGUCCCGCCGCACGAGUACCUGGCGAGGGAGCAGGGGAAGAUGGUGGCGGCGUCGGUGUUCGAGGGGGUGGGCCGGACACUCAAGGGCCGGGAUAUGAGCCGGGUCCGGGAGGCGGUCUGGAGCCAGACCGGCUUCUUCGGCUAAAUAGAAUUCUGAACCGGGAAUCCAAAUUCUUCGUUCCUCCUAAACUCUCUCUCGCCAAAAGGAAUUCUUCUUCAAUUUGUAUAGCUUUGGUUUGGCCUUGUGAGCUUUGAAAGCAAACCUUCUAGCCAUUGAGCUUUAAUGUAAAAUAAAAUUCUUAGUGGCAUAUUUUCCUUCUUCCAGUGUUCUUCCUUGGAAGAAACAAAGAAGAAAGCUCCCGGUUUUUUUGUAACUAAAUAAAAUUUUUAUUUUAAACCUGAGUUAGCCCUGUUCGGCAUUA